CAAGUCGAAAGAAACUUACUUAUUUACUUACUAGGGAUAAUGUGUGUUUUUUUUCCCCCCGAGAUUGGUUAGUGAACGUAAACUCGUUCGACCCGCCUCAGUCUUAUUUUGAAAAUGAAGAAACGGAAAUUAGUUUUGUGGCACACUUGACGAGAGCGAUUUUAUAAAGGGAAGCCAAGGUUGUUGGUGUUCGCUGAGGGUCUUGAAAGUAGGCGGUAGGUCCAAAUUGCUGAAUUUACGACUCUUUCCAUCGUUGCAUCAGCAUGCUUGCCCUCUACUUUAUUUGUUCAUGAAAGGAGACCAAGAUGCGGGCGAGCGUUAAAGCGCACCCGGUGAAGUGCACCCGAGAGCGAGCUGCGUCGAAGCUAACGCGGCUAACCAUUUGAGCAGACGGGACAACAACAACAUUGGUCCAUUUGACGAAGAUGACUAGUGACUCUUCUGUGAGAGCCCCCUAGUCGGCUCCGAGUUGGGCCGUUGUGUUUAUGCUGACCCCCAACUCAACACAAAAAAGCACAUCAUGCACACUUUGUCCUGCAUUGCAUGGAUGUUGUCCUUUUCUUUUCCAAAGAGUGACAAAAUGACCAUGAUGCUUGUUCAUCACUUUGUCACUUGAAGGGGCGGGAAAAGGAGAAGAAACAGACCAGGAGUUCUUUUUGUGGUCGUCAACUGUAAAUACUGUAAGAAAACACGAAAUCCCUACCUAAAGUAAACGCAAUGAUCAUAUAUGAAUUGUAUUUUUUUUUAAGGCAGACCUUAUAUUUUUUAAUUAUCAUAAGGUUUGACACAGUCAGCCGUUUUAGGGCCCAUCACUGAGUUUAAAAGCAAAAACUAUAACUGAUCACCAAUGUGAUCACAAGCUAGAGCAACGCGUUUAAUUAUUAUACUUGUUCAUCUACUGUACUGUAUCCUGAGUAACUUGAAAAUAUUCUCAUCAGGUCAUACCAACAUGACAAAAAUAAUGGGUGGUAACUAAUUCAAUUACUUUGUUAUUCACACACGCCAAAAUUUUAGAGCAUGAUUUUACAGAAUGGCAGCAUGUUUAUAUUCAAACGUUCGUGCUUGCCCUUGCAUGCUAGGCCACAUCACGUUUUUUAGGCUGGUUGUGAGCCGGUUCGUAUUAAAAAUAACGUAAACACACCUCAAGCAAUCAUCGAAAAAAACAUCUUCAUCAGUGACCACCACCAAACAUUUUUCCCCAUUUUGUUCUGUUUUAUUUUUUAACAAAAUUAAUGCAUAACCUAUUGUUGUUGUUAUAGCCGCGAUAAUGAGUGUAUCUGUCGCAUUUGAGUAAACAAGAUAAAAGACCAGUGAUCGUAAAAGACGGGAAGAGAUGGUUUUGGAAUGCAACAUUUUAUUGCAGUAGUUGUAUUAUGUACAAUAUACAAUGCUGUACAAAGUAUUGGCUGGAAACCCGUUCAGGGUUUACCCCACCUCCUGCCCUGAGAUAGCUAAGAUAAACUCCAGCAGUCCCGCCACCUUUGUGAGGAUAAGCAGCUCAGAAAAUGGAUAAAUGGAUAGUCUGACAUAGUAUAAUUGUGAAAGACCUAAUGUGUCUUUUAGUCUGAUCCCGCCAUUAAGUGUUGUCUGUCUCACGUGUUUUUUUUUUUUUUUAACAUAUUUAAUUACGGCAGCACGGUGGUCAGCUUUUAAAGCAUUGGCCUCACAGUUCUGAGGACCCGGGUUCAAUCCCCGCCCCGCCUGUGUGGAGUUUGCGUGUUCUCCCUGUGCCUGCGUGGUUUUUCUCCGGGCACUCCGGUUUCCUCCCACAUCCCAAAAAACAUGCAAGAUUAAUUGGACACUCUAAAUUACCCCUCGGAGUCAUCGUGAGUGCGACUGUUGUGUGUCUCCAUGUGGCCUGCGAUUGGUUGGCAAAGAGUGCAGGGUGUACCCUGCCUCCUGCCUGUUGACAGCUGGAAUAGGCUCCAGCACGCUCCACAACCCUCAUGCGGAUGAGCGGCAAAAGAAAAUGGAUAGAAAUUUAAUUACUUUAUUGGUGGUCAGUUAUUUACAGUACUUUGUCAAAAGUCACACCACAAGCCUAAACAAUAGAUUUUGGAUUCAAAUGAAAUGUAAACAAGCAGGGUUUGCACGCGGCCCUAAAAGUCCAUAAAACCCCCAAAAUUUUCAAAGGUGCAUUUAGGGGCUCCUGAAAGUCUUUAAAAAUCCGCGAAAACCGGUCAAGCCCCUAAAAAGGCCUUAAAUUAAAAAAAAUCAAAGGGAGAACCUCUACCGCCAAAAAAAUUAUCUUUUAUUUGAAAAAAAAUAGCAAUCCGUCUGGCGUCCAAAACAGCCGGAAAUUGUCAACGGAAGUCACAGUGUUGACGACUUGUCGCCAUCUUGUCGAUAUUCCAUUGUUUGUUUCGGUGAGUAGGCAUUUCACUUCAUCUUCGUUACGACGUAGCGUAGUUCUUUCAUCGAUCCAACUUGUAUCAUGGGGAAGUGCAUUUUUCAAUAUGCUUGGGUUGAAAGUAAGGAGUUCGGGAGCUGGGUUCGUCGAGAUCCAAAAGAUCGGCACGUUUUACUGCCAUCUGUGCAAGCAGAGUUACCAGCUUGAAAAGAUGGGCGUCAAAGCGCUGGAGUCGCACCGGAAAAACAGGAGACACGCUGAUUUGGCGAAGACUCUCUCAUCUUCCGUUGGUAUGAAUCUGUUUCUAAAAUAUCAAGAUAGUGAAGAAUCAACUUCAGGCAGUGGUACGAGCAGUGCAUGCCCACCUACAGUUGUCCAGUCAUUGACUUCAACCAGCCGAAAGUCAGGCUUUAUGAACGUAGUUCAAUACACGAAGACGGACUCGUUAAAGGCAGAGAUCGUGUGGACUUUAAAAGUGAUCUGCAGCCAUUACAGUUACAAAUCUUGUGAAAAUAAUUCGUAAGUGUUUGCAGUCAUGUUCCCAGACAGUGACUUUGCUAAAAACUACCACUGUGAGUAAAGGAAGACUUCGUACCUGGCUCCAUUUGGCAUCGCUGCCCACUAUUCAUCUCUACUGCCUCAAAGCCAAAAAAGCCAGAAUAGAGACUGACAUAUCUACGCUUAUUGAGAAGGCAGAAGAAAAGAGGAAUCUGAGGUUUAUCACCGAGGCCAAUGCACUCAGAGGCAGAGCAAAGGACAAGAAAGCCACUUUGGCACCUCUGCAGCAACAAAUAGAGGAGGCAGUGGGUAGGCUCAAGGAGCGAGACUCGUCGGGGUGCUGAGACAGACAUCGGUAGAAGACAUUUUUGUAUAUAGUUGCAAUUGUAGUUAGAAUCUGUUUUUCUGUAGACUGUUAUGUGAAGACGUUGACAAUGGUCACAUCAAUGAGAACUACCACAAGGGGCGACAGGUGAUCACUGUCACAGGUACUGAGGUACUGGAACAUUUGAUGAACCAAGAACGGUUGAUGGCACCCAUUGGGUGAGUCUUUUUUCCUUCAUAUCAAUGAGAACUACCACAAGGGGCGAUAGGUGAUCACUGUCACAAGUACUGAGGUACUGGAACAUUUAAUGAACCAAGAACGGUUGAUGGCACCCAUUGGGUGAGUUUUUUUUCCUUACUCUUGAUUUCCCACGAUGGCCCUACAUUUUUCCGUGUCGGCCCUAAAUUUUUCGUGUCAGCCCCUAAGAAUGCCCCUUAAAAGGCCUUUAAUUUUUUUGGGUCAGACUGAGUAUGAACCCCGACAGGAGCGACACAGUCUACAUAGUAUCUUUUGCGAACUUGAUCGGACUGGCGAAUUAUAAAAGUCAAUUUACUUUGUGAGUAUUCUGUAAGUGUUAAUUAUUCACGUAUCAAUAUUUGUAUUAUUGGGAAAGACUUGCAGGGAGGUUUCUGCAUAAACACCCAUUUUCUUUUGCCAUUUACUAACUACAAAGGGAGAACAUAAAUGAAAGAAUCUGGGUUGGCCACUAAAAGUUCUGACUUACUGUACCUACUAUGGUGUUUGCUGUCAUUGAAUCCAUCCAUCCAUUUUCCCUAAACCUUAUCCUCACCAGGGUCGUAGGUAUGCUGACUAAUGCUGGCCGGUCUGUCUGGUUAUUGUACUCUUUUACUACAAAGCUACGCUGUUAUGACAUAUGCAGAAUGUGGCUUGGCAUUGUCUUUAGGAAAUGAGCAGGGAUAUCCCUGAAACACAAUGAUUGGAUGGCAGUUUAUCGUACUCCAAAACCUGAACUGUAUGAACCUUGCCAUGCCAUGGGCAGUAACAUACUCUCAAACCAUCACAGAUACUGGCUUUUGAACUUUGUGCCGAUAGAAUUAGAAUCAGAAUCAGUUUUAAUGGCCAAGUGUGUAAAACACACAAGGAAUUUUUCUCCGCCAUUUGGUGCUGCCCUGAUACGACAUUCAGAACAAAGAACAGGGAACAACAAAAUAGCAACAGGAACAAAGAACAAGAGACAUUUCUGUUUAUUGGAACUAUUAUAAGACGUGCAAGAUGUAAAAAUAUAUAUAGAUAAGUGUGUUAACAAUGUCAGUUGUGCAAAGGGAGCAGUUUAAAGUGACAAAUCCUGCGGUCUACAAAAUAUAUAUAUAUAAAAAAAAUAUAUAUAUGUAUGUUUAUAUUUAUAUGCAUCCAUCCAUUUUCUUAGCCGCUUAUCCUCAAAAGGGUCGCAGGGAGUGCUGGAACCUAUCCCAGCUGUCAACGGGCAGGAGGCGGGGUACAUCCUGAACUGGUCACCAGCCAAUCGCAGGGCGCAUCGAGACAGAUAACAGUCACACCCACAAUCACAUCUCAGGGUAAUUUAGAGUGUCCAAUUGAUGUUGCAUGUUUUUGGGAUGUGGGAGGAAACAGGAGUGCCCGGAGAAAACCCACGCAGGCACGGGGAGAACAUGCAAACUCCACACAGGCGGGUCCGGGAUUGAACCUGGAUCUCAGAACUGUGAGGCCAACGCUUUACGUAAUGUUCAUGAUUUCCCCCAAAAUUUCAGUGUGGACUAGUCACUUUUCCCCUUUGCGUCAGUCCAUCUUAGAUGAUCACUGGUCCCAGAGAAGCAGCGGUCCUUUCUACGUGUUUUUAAAAAAUGCGCAGUUACAGUUUGAGCUCAGGUUUUUUGAACUGUAUUAACUAACAAUGGUUUCAUGAAUUGUUCCUGAACCCAUGUAGCAGUAUCUUUUACAUAAUGUUACCUACCUGUUUUCAAAAGUCCUGUUUUUUGGUUAUUGAGACUUCCAUAUAGGGAGACUCUAACAUGGACUAAGUAUAAAAGUGUCAAUUUUAUUUCAGAAUAAACCUUGGUUGGUGUCACAUAAAGGCCCCUCAAAGAUGAGAAUAGUCAAUUUGGAUUUUCAGAGCGAUAUUAUUUUAAUUGAUGUUGAUUAUUGUGGUUGUAGUGCUAGUAUUGGAAGGUAUUGCACCGUAAUGAGAACUGUGGGAAUGUUUUGAUGACAUAAGUCAAUGAGGGUGUAAAAGCACUUUCCCGUUUCUUGUGUCAUGUUGAAGUGGGUUGCAGCUUUCCGGGAGCAGAACUGGCUCCUUUUGUCCUCUCGUAUCCCCCUCCCCCCCUCCCUGUAGUCCCCUGUGUGUGAGUGACCCACGAUCCCCCCCGACCCGACCUGAUCGCCUGUGUGGGGCCACCGCUCCUUCUUGAAUCCGCCCUGUCACCCCAUGCUUGGGACAAAGCCAGCUCACUGCCAGCCCAAUGACUGCCUGGAUCAUCCUGCCGGUCAGCCUGUCUGCCUUCUCCAUCACAGGAAUAUGGAUAGUGUAUGCCAUGGCUGUAAUGAAUCACCAUGUUUGCCCCGUAGAGAACUGGUCCUACAAUGUAACGUGCAUAGAAGAGCUGCUCCGACCAGGCUUUCCCAAAACCUGUUGCACCAUCCAGGACAUUCCCCUCAUCAGUAAAUGUGGUUCUUACCCCCCUGAAAGCUGCCUGUUUAGCCUCAUUGGCAACGUUGGAGCCUUCAUGGUGGUGAUGGUGUGCCUUCUGCGCUACGCUCAGGUGAUCGAGCACAGCCACAGAUGUUGGGUCAACACCAGCGCUCUGGUGUCGGGCUGCACCAAUGCAGUGGGUUUGGUCAUGGUAGGCAACUUCCAGGUCGACCAUGCCAAGUCUCUUCACUAUGUGGGCGCCGGCGUGGCCUUUCCAGCAGGCCUGCUCUUUGUGUGCUUGCAGUGCGUGCUCACCUAUCGGGUGGCUGUCACCGCCCUUGACUACUGGAUGGCCCACUUCCGUGUGGCUCUAGCACUCGGAGCCAUGGUCUCCCUCGUACUCAGCGGCAUCUUCUUUGUGCACGAGAGCUUCACGCUGCAGCACGCCGCAGCCAUCUGCGAGUGGGUCUUCACCGUAGACAUCCUAGUUUUCUACGGCACCUUCACCUACGAGUUUGGCACGGUCACUGGCGAGACCAUGAUGGCCGGAUUGCAGCAGUGUCUCCAGCAUGGCUCGGGGGUGAUCUUGGGCCCCAGGGGGUGUGAUUCGGCACUCAGCGGGGCCACAAAGGGUCUCAAGUCGCCUGGGGGAAGCAGCACGUCCACGCAUCUCAACUGUACUCCUGAGAGUAUAGCCAUGUUGUAGCCUUGCACGGAGGACCUCCGUGGACUCCUCACACAUCGAAAGAUGACAAGCAUGCCGAGAGAGACUAGUUUGGUUUUUAUGGCCGAAAGAACCCCAACCCUCCAACAAGGUGCAAGUUAGCUUGAGCGGUGAGCAGUGUCAGUCUGCUGUCCUCAAGUGAUGUUCUUACAAGAAUUUAAGGAAAUCAUAUGAAAAGUCAAGCACAAAACGGUGGUACUCUGACUUACAAAUGAUUGAAAUACAUUAACCCCUCAUUUAUCAAGGGGGUAAGGUUCUGGACCGCCCCCACAGUAGGUGAAAUCUGCAAAGUAGUGACCACAUAUAUGUAUUUUUUAUUAUUUAGAUUUUAAACCUAGCACACACACACACACACAUUAAUGUUCUCCACACUCCUAAUAACUUCCAGCAUACUAUUAUAAACACUUUCUGCACUCACAAAAAAGAUUUCAACUCACCUAACAACUCUUACAGUAGUACUGUACACUAUGUACUACUAAUACCUUGUGAUGUGUCCGUUUGUUUUUCCUGUUUUAGGUAAGCAAGUGUUUUAUUUUACCAAAAAAAGCAUACACUCAAAACCUGCCAUAUAGCGAAGUACAUGCUGUGAAUAUGGAAAGAAAAAUCCACAAACGACUGAAUAUGCAAGAGGUCAACCUAUUUAUAUACUGUAGAAGACAGUAAAAUGUACUAUGAGCUGGGUACCACUUUACUAGGUUAGACCACGACUAUUAGGACUAACACAAGUCCUGUAUGGAAUACAAAAUCCGGAAUCAUGCAGUACAGCCGAAGCCACAAAUUGGUUUUGGUUUAAUUUAUUCAACAAAGUAACACAACAUGUUCUUUAUCAAAUUUGUACCUUUACUACCAAUUCAGUGCAUGACUUUUUGUAUGGCGUCUUGCUAAAUUCUGCAAAAAGGCUUUUGUAGUGAUGCUAUAAAAAUGUGUCAGCGUUGUUUGAUCACUGAAUGUUUCCAAUAUAGUUUCUGAUUUGA
Messenger RNA from Syngnathoides biaculeatus (alligator pipefish), 7479 nucleotides. It is a transcript of the gene tmem150aa, whose product is annotated as transmembrane protein 150Aa. The coding region runs from base 5612 to 6487 and encodes 291 amino acids. The transcript is spliced from 7 exons. Gene Ontology annotation, biological process: protein localization to plasma membrane. Lineage: Eukaryota; Metazoa; Chordata; Actinopteri; Syngnathiformes; Syngnathidae. The record is from RefSeq and is a predicted model, not a curated record.